AAUAACCUCAACAGUUAGGUGUAAAUUAGAAAAAUUACUCUAUUUAAAAAAUAGUUAAUUUAUUGUUAAAUUUGUUGAAACAAAUAUGUCGGUAAAUAUUGAUAUUUCACAAUGGACUCCUGAAUAUUUUAAUGAUAACGAAAGUGAGUGUUUAAAUCAUUUAUUGCAAGAUGCAGUAUGGAAUACUAUUCCUCUAGUAAACAUUCAAAAUUCACACUAUUUUCAAGAUAUGAGACUUGUUCGUUUUCGUGGAAUGAUUCAGGAUAUGCAUGAUCCUGAGUUUUAUUUUGAAAAAAUUGAAAUUAGUAAAGUAGGUACUGAUGAAACUUGUAUGAGAAAUGGAAAAUAUGUAGAUGUGAUUCAAUCUCAGGAAAAUGAAAGUAUACUAACGGAUAGUUCUAAGAAUGUAACAAAGGAAAGAAGUACUUAUGUUGUUAUAUCCAUCCCAGGACUUAACCCUUGGGCAGAAGCACUUGAAAAUCAAAAUAGUACAAAGGAAAUUUCAAAAGGUGAUUUUGCAAGCAAAUCUGUAAAACGUACAUUAGAAGUCGAAGAAAUGAUGGAAGUAGAUCCGUCAACAUCGACCAAACGAGUCGAAGACAAGGCUAAAAAGCUUUGCUCUCCAGAAAGUAAUAAGCCUAAAAAUGAUUCGAAUGAAAUACCUCAAGAUAUUCUUUUAAACUAUCCAAUUCCGAAACGUGCAGGGAAAACGUGUUUAUUGAAAAUCUACAAUGAUUCCGAAACAUUGAAACUGAACGAGAUGAUAGAAUUUGUAGGUUUUCUUUCAACACAUCCGAUGCUUAGUGAAUUUGACAAAAACGAAUUCGAGAACGACAUGGAAGUACAGGUACAUCACCCCCCCGCUUCCUUGAUUCCAAGGAUACAUUGCGUCAGUUGGAAAAAAUUGCAACACAGCAAUCCUAUGUUACACGAUAGUGUCAUUGGGUUUGACGACAAAAACAUGUAUGAGGCCAAAAAAGAACUUUUAUUGGUUCUUACGUCAUUGCUUUUAGGAGAUGAACUGGCAGCCGAGUAUUUAAUAUGUCAUUUAAUAUCGAAAAUUUAUAUGCGAGCCGAUUUGUUAGCUCUAGGAAAAUUUUCGCUUAAUAUUUCAAACGUUCCUAUUAAGAGACGACCUGAAUACGUUAAAGAACUCUACAGUAUUUUAGAAUUAUUUCUUCCAAAAAGUCACUAUUUAGAAAUGUCAAUUAGCAACAUUAAUGAAGCAAAAUUAAUUCCAAAGAAAAACUACGACUACAACAGAUUAAACAGUGGCUUGUUGCAAUUAAGUCCCAAUACUCAUUUAGUUGUCGACGAAACGCUACUUACAACAGGACAAUUGAAUUCAACAGGUGUUCAUAACGUUAGAGCUCUUUCUAAUGUUAUCCGAAAUCAGAAAACUGAAUACGAUUUUGUUUAUUAUCAAAUGGAAUACGAAUGCGACAUACCAAUACUAAUUUUAUCGGAAGAAAAAAGUCUUCUGCCAAGCGAUUUUCAAAUACCUUUGCAACCUGCCGAUGAUCAAAUCGAAAUAUUUCCUGAAACAGUCGAUGCAAUUAAAAAAUAUUUAAAGCCAGAAAUUCUUAACAAAAUACGAAUAUAUUUAACGAACGCUAGACAUAAUAGUGACAAGUACGAACUCCCUCAAGGCGCCCAAGAGGUGAUAGAGGAAGAAUUUAUUCAGAUGAGAAAAGCAAAAAAGGCAUCCGCUGAUGACCUUCACAAUCUGCUGGUAUUGGCCAGAUUGAAAUGUUUAUCAGACGGAAAAACCCGGUUUGAUGACGAAUGUUGGAAGGAAGUUUGUCAGAUGGAAAACAUUCGGAAAGAAAGAAUUGAAGCUUUAAAAAACACAAAUUAAUAUUUUAAAAUAGCAAUGUUACCUACGAUCUAUAUUUUUAAGUUUUCUUGCUUUUGUGUUUGAUUUCAUUUACAUGUUUAUGUAAUAA
This is a messenger RNA of Agrilus planipennis (emerald ash borer), 1946 nucleotides long. Its product is annotated as mini-chromosome maintenance complex-binding protein. The record is from RefSeq and is a predicted model, not a curated record. The coding region runs from base 86 to 1858 and encodes 590 amino acids. Gene Ontology annotation, molecular function: chromatin binding. The transcript has 8 exons. Lineage: Eukaryota; Metazoa; Arthropoda; Insecta; Coleoptera; Buprestidae. Gene Ontology annotation, biological process: DNA-templated DNA replication.